This is a messenger RNA of Salvelinus sp. IW2-2015, 1577 nucleotides long. RefSeq names its product chemokine XC receptor 1-like. Lineage: Eukaryota; Metazoa; Chordata; Actinopteri; Salmoniformes; Salmonidae. Gene Ontology annotation, cellular component: membrane; external side of plasma membrane. The record is from RefSeq and is a predicted model, not a curated record. Gene Ontology annotation, biological process: G protein-coupled receptor signaling pathway; positive regulation of cytosolic calcium ion concentration; cell chemotaxis. Gene Ontology annotation, molecular function: C-C chemokine receptor activity; C-C chemokine binding.
AUGGAUGCUGGAGUCAACAUGCAGCAUCGUAGAGGAAGGAUUCAGACCCAAUUCUCCAACUACGGCAAUGGAACCAAUGCCAUCACUGAAUUCUACGCCAGCGCCGACUAUGACGAAGAGUACGAGAAUGAACUCUGUUCCAAGACAGACGUGGUCAGGUUCGGAGCCCUCGUCACACCCAUGGUCCUCUCCGUGGUCAUUGUGCUAAGCCUUGUGGGUAACCUGCUGGUGCUGGUGAUUCUGGCCAGGUACGAGCAUCUUCGGUCACUGACAAAUGCGUUCAUGAUGAACCUGGCGUUGUCUGACCUGGUGUUCACCUGCGGCCUCCCCUUCUGGGUCUCCUAUCACCUGAAUGGCUGGAGCUACGGUGACCUCACCUGUAAGGCGGUCAGCUUCCUGUUCUAUGCUGGCUACUACAGCAGUGGCAUCUUCCUCAUCCUAAUGACGCUGCAUCGUUACCUGGCUGUGCUCCACCCCCUGUCUCACCUGCUGUCAGGCUCCUCCCACUCUCAGGGCACCUGGAGCGCUGUUGUAUCAUUGGUCGUCUGGACUGUCAGUCUGUUAGCUGCUAUGCCAGCUCUCAUCUUUACCAAGGUCAUCAUCAGUGGUUCUAACGACCGUAAACAUCCUCUGGACCCUAACAACCCUUAUGGGCCUAGUGACUCUAACGCCCCUAGUGGUGAACAGCGGUACUGUGAUGUUACAGAUGUCAGCUGGAGGCUGUGGGGGGUCUACCAGCAGAACAUCCUGUUCAUAGUGACAUUAUUAGUGGUGUGUGUCUGUUACAGUCAGAUUCUAGUCCGCCUCCUGAGGCCCAGGGUUAGGGUUAGACGCCAGAGGAGCGGAGGAUACAGGAGGAGUCAGAGGACUGCCCGGCUGGUCUUCGGCCUGGUCCUGGUUUUCUUUGUGGGCUGGGCGCCGUACAACGUGGUCAUCUUCCUCAGGACGCUGGUGUAUAAGAGUCAAGAUGGCGGCGAUGCUGGCAGUGCUGAGUCAUCCACAACACUAUGGCAGGAGUGUGGCACCAGCAACACGUUGGACUACUCCUUCUAUGUGACCAGGCUGCUGGCGUUCUCCUACUGCUGUCUCAACCCUCUGUUCUACGUGUUCGUUGGGGUCAAGUUCCGGAACCACCUGAAGAGACUGUUGAAGGGUUGUUGUCAUGGUGUUACCGUUGUCAAUAACAACAACAACUUCAGUGUUCUGAACAGGAGCAGCAGACUGACAUCACAGUCCAGUGGGGAGUUCUCACUUUAAAUAACAACACUGUAAACAACACAACAUCUGUAAACAACAUCUAUUUUCCAUUCAUAUUAUCCAUUUGCAGAUCAUUUUUGCUUUCCUCAAGACUAUUUGAGGUGUUUAUAUCAUAUCCAUUUAAUACCACGUUUAAUACCACGUUUAAUACCACGUUUAAUACCACGUUUAAUACCACGUUUAAUACCAUGUUUAAUACUAUGUUUAAUACCAUGUUUAAUACCAUGUUUAAUACCACGUUUAGAAGCAAAUUAAAUUGUGAUUGUUGUAUUUUGAUUGCUGUAAGUCAAAUCAAAUUGUAUUUGUCAUAUACACGUAUU